UUGUCAUCCAAACGGAUCUUUGAUGUGUCCUCCCAGGAGCGGAAGCAUCCGGGAUUCCGCUCAAUCCAUCGCUCCAAACCAACCAGACGCUUGCAGGGUGACGGAGCGUUUGUGUUUCUUCUCAACAGAGGGGCUCCCUUUCCUUUAAGCCUCGCUUUGCACCAUUUAUUCAGGCUUUAUCAGCGCGGGACAUGCUCUUUGAGGUUUGAACGUCUCCUUUAACGCAAUAGAGGUCUUUGCAAUAGUCGCCUGCUGCCUGGACGUUGGAGGGGAUUAAGUUACUGCUGCUGGCGGAGGAUUAUUUUAUUGGCCUCCUGUCACGCCUGCAGCCAGGCUUUGGUGAUCCUGUUUCCAAUUAAGAACGGAGGGAAAAAAAACAAAGAAGAAGGGAUGUCUUUCCGCAGAGGUGUGGUCCGGCAGAGUAAAUUCCGCCAUGUUUUCGCUCAGGCCUGGAGAGCUGAGCACUGCCUGGACGACGUCAGAGUGUCCCGGGUGACGUGGGACGGCCCCCUCUGCGCGGUCAACACCAAGUUCAUCGCGGUCAUCAUCGAAGCCGGUGGGGGAGGGGCCUUCCUGGUUGUCCCCAUCAGCAAGAGCGGCAGAAUCGACCAGUCCUGUCCCACAGUCUGCGGACAUGCGGCGCCCGUUUUGGACGUCCAGUGGUGUCCUCAUGAUGACAACAUCAUCGCAAGUGCCUCAGAGGACUGCACAGUGAAGGUGUGGCAGAUCCCCGAUGGUGGGCUGACCAGCCCCAUGACCGACCCCAUUGUGACCCUGGAGGGCCACAGUAAAAGGGUGGGAAUCCUGGCUUGGCACCCAUGUGCCUUCAACAUCCUAUUAACUGCAGGCUGCGAUAAUGUGAUUUGUGUUUGGAACGUUGGCACGGGCGAGCUUGUAUACCAGCUCAGUGACACCCACCCGGACCUGAUCUACAGCGUCGGCUGGAACAAGGAUGGCAGCGCGGUGUGUACUGUAUGCAAGGACAAGGCCCUGCGCAUCAUCGACCCCCGCAGGGGCGCUGUCCUGAAGGUCAGAGAGAAGGUCCACGAUGGCACAAGGCCCAUGAGAGCCGUGUUCCUCGCUGAUGGAAAAAUCCUGACCACGGGAUUCAGCCGUAUGAGUGAAAGGCAGCUGGCAUUGUGGGACACAAAAGAUCUCUCUGAACCAAUGGCUGUUCAAGAAAUGGAUACAAGUAAUGGAGUUCUUCUUCCCUUUUAUGACCCUGACACCAACAUGGUCUACCUCUGUGGAAAGGGGGAUUGCACUAUCCGUUAUUUUGAAGUGACAGAUGAGUCCCCGUAUGUUCAUUUCCUCAGUUUAUACAGCAGCAAGGAGCCUCAGAGAGGCGCAGGAUUUCUUUGUAAAAGAGGUGUUGAUGUCAACAAGUGUGAAAUUGCCAGAUUCUAUAAGCUGCAUGAAAGGAAAGUGGAACCCAUUUCAAUGACUGUACCACGCAAAUCAGAUCUUUUCCAGGGAGACCUUUACCCAGACACUGCAGGCUUGGAGCCGGCUCUGUUGGCAGAUGAAUGGAUCGCCGGGCAGGACGCACCACCUCUGCUUGUGUCUCUUAGUGGCGGGUACGCAGCGCCUCCAUCCAAACAAAGAGACACCAUCAGAACCAAGCCCAAGCUAGGUUCUCAGGAUUCUGGAGCUGCCACAACUACAACCGUAGCAGCAAUUCCCACAUCCACAGCUACCUCUGCCACCAAAGAAGCGGAAGAAGAGACCACUGCGCCAAGAGUGUCCGCCAGGGAGACGGAUGGAAACGGCGAGAGGCCGAGGAAAGAGGAUGAAAUGUUGAGUGAAUUGUUAGCAGAGAUGAAGGCGUUACGAGCUGUUGUGCUCGCUCAGAACCAGAGGAUUGAACUGCUGGAGAGGCAGCUGGCUCGCAUCGAAGACGGCGACGUUUGAGGAGGCUUACUAUUGACUACACUAUAGACUGUAGCCUUACCAGUCUUAAAAAUAUCUUAAUGCUUUGUUAGCGUUAAAAACUGUGAAUCACUGUGGCUUCCAGCUGCUAUGAUUAGGGCUGAAUUGUCCAUGUAACUUUUUUUUUAAAGUAGGGUUUCAUCUGCAUAGAGUGAUAUUUAUAGCAAAACUGAAUGAUCCCUUAGCAGUUAUUGGAUGGUACAUCUAUGAGCUUAUUAAAUUAAUGUUUUCAUUCAGUAAGACUGCUCACUUAUUUUAAUGCGAAAGGUAAUAGUAAUCAUUUUGUGAAAAGUUGAUGAAGGUUGCCUUUUAAAGCAACCGAUUAAUUACCUCCCAAUGUCUUUUCUCCUGUCGCUGACUCAUAAACACCACCCCUAGGGUUUAUUAAUCAGGUAGUUUUAUGUUGCAAAAUUCUCAAGUCAUGGUUCUGACUUUAUCUAUGGCUUGUCCCUCAUCUCUGUCUUCUUUAUAGUUGCAUUCAGAUUUAUGAACCCGGAGUCUCAGUAUACUGUGUGAGUGAUCAGUGGUGAGAAUGUUGUUGAAUAUUUAUGUGUUGUCAUAAUGUGUUGUUGGUGCAGUAAGCAAAAAAGAAAAAAAAGGUAAAGCACUAUUGAAUUGGUGUGUUUAAUAAGGACAUUGGAUGUGUUUGUAGGCCAUUGUGAGGUUCAGAGCUUGAUUGCCAUCAUGCAUAUCUAUUCAUAACCGUUUUACUAACAGGAAAUCAACAUAAAGCAAAACAUUUCCAUACAUUUGCAACAGAAUAUGUAUUUGUGUUAAAAUACGUAAGGCACUUUGAGUUAUGUCGUUUUAUUUUUGUUUUUAAUCUCUGAAUAUUAUUUUAGAGGCAUUAAAAUGUCAUUUAUGUAGCAGUCAGGGAUAGGAUAACUUUUGCAUUCCAGUUUAGCCCUUUAAUGCUUUCAUUCUGUAUGCACUGACCGCCUAACACUGAUAUGAACAACAGGUUUAACGAGACUUCGAUGUAAUAACUGACUAAAACGUUCAUAUUUUGUACAAGAAAGCCUUUGAUUUACACUAAUGUUUCUUUCAUGUUCUAGUUCUGAUUAUUCUUGAAUACUGUGUUAAUUGUUAAAUAGAUGAUGAAUGGAAUUUGUUUUUAAUCCAACUUUCAUUCUUAUUAAAAUCUUGCAUACAUGA
Messenger RNA from Cyprinodon tularosa, 3084 nucleotides. It is a transcript of the gene coro1b, whose product is annotated as coronin, actin binding protein, 1B. NCBI's taxonomy places the organism in Eukaryota, Metazoa, Chordata, Actinopteri, Cyprinodontiformes, Cyprinodontidae. Gene Ontology annotation, molecular function: actin filament binding. The coding region runs from base 391 to 1911 and encodes 506 amino acids. The record is from RefSeq and is a predicted model, not a curated record. Gene Ontology annotation, biological process: cell migration; actin filament organization. The transcript has 11 exons.